This is a messenger RNA of Lonchura striata (white-rumped munia), 924 nucleotides long. NCBI's taxonomy places the organism in Eukaryota, Metazoa, Chordata, Aves, Passeriformes, Estrildidae. The record is from RefSeq and is a predicted model, not a curated record.
AUGGCGGCGCCCUUGCGGCGGGCGCUGCUGGCGCUGGGCCCGGCCCGGGCCCGGCUCCCGGUGACGGUUCCGGUCCCGGCGCGGCCCUACCGGGCGGAUCCGCCGCGCCGCCGCCCGGGCCCGGCCCCUGCCGAUCCCGGAGACCUGCGGGCGGCCGCGCGGCGGUUCGGGCGGCUCGGGGAGGCGUCGGGGGUGGCGGCGGAGCGGCUCUGGCCGAGCCCGGAGCAGCUGCGGGAGGCGGAGGCGGAGGAGCGCGAGUGGGACCCGCCGCUCCGGGAGGUGGAGGCCCGGCUGGAGCAGCGGGAGCGGGAGGAGGCGCGGCGGAGAACGGAGAGGUGGGGCUGGAGCACCGGGAAUGGACUGGGAUGAACUGGGAGCACCGGGAGUGGGACUGCGAUGAACUGGGAGCACCGGGAGUGGGACUGGGAGCACCGGGAGUGGCACUGGGAUGAACUGGGAGCACCGGGAGUGGGACCGGGAGCCCCGGGAAUGGGACUGGGAGCACCGGGCAUGGGAUGGGAUAAACUGGGAGCACCGGGAGUGGGACUGGGAUGAACUGGGAAGGGACUGGGAUGAACUGGGAGCACUGGGCCCGUUAAGUCUGGCAAGGAUCGCCAGGCGGUACCGGGAGAAUCAGGCCGGGUUUGGGGCUGGGCUCCCGGUGUCCCGGUGCCGGUAUCCCCGUUGCCAUGUCCCGGUACCACCCCCACGUGUGCCGUGUCCCCGUGCUGGUAUCCCUGUCCCGCUGUCCCUGUGCCAUGUCCGGGUGCCAUCCCCACGUGUGCCAGUGUCCCUGUACCGGUGUCCCAGUGCCAGUGACCCCAUGCUGUGUCCUGGUGCUGUGUCCCGGUGCCACCCACGUGUGCCAUGUCCUGCUGCUGGUAUCCCCAUACCGGUGUCCUGGUGCCAGUGUCCCGGUGCCAU